Molecule: messenger RNA, 3417 nt
Organism: Clupea harengus (Atlantic herring)
Lineage: Eukaryota; Metazoa; Chordata; Actinopteri; Clupeiformes; Clupeidae
Product: glutamate receptor ionotropic, kainate 2-like
Biological process (GO): monoatomic ion transport
Cellular component (GO): membrane
Molecular function (GO): signaling receptor activity; ligand-gated monoatomic ion channel activity
Source: RefSeq, a predicted model, not a curated record
GGCCACUAGGCUCAUGUCCACAUAUAUCAACAGAUGUGGUGAUGAAGCCUGAUAAGUAAUUUCACGUUACUCUCUCUCUCUUUCUCUCUCUGUUCAUUUUCGCGCUCCUUCUUUCUCCAUUUACGUGCGCGCUAGCACUAACCUUGGCUCGACGUCAGAGGCUGUGCGGCAGUGCAGUAGGAUGCGCGCGUGGGCAACCGAGCCCCACUUUAAGCUGAUAUCGCGAUUCUGCCACGCGAACCAUACCCCCCCACCCCUUCUCUUUUCCCCGUCGCCGGUAUAGGUAACCAUAUCGUUUCACCCCUUCUAUCUCUUUCUCUGCGUUCAUGUAUGGAUUCUACCCGGAUUUCGACCACUAGCCAUGGGUCCCUUGCUGUUCUUUGAGCCGAAGGAAAGCUCCGCUGGCGCAGUAAAGACGGGCAACACGUCGGGACUGCUAAUAGACUCGGAGGAAAGGCGAGCGACCAUGCCGUGACCGAGCGCUUCGCUUCUCGCCGCUGUCACCCUGUCUAACGUUUGCUGAAUAGGCUAAUUCUGGGGGAGAAGCAGCAGGCUAGAGCACCUCGCGCGGCUUACCGCAGCUCGUUUGGAGGGCAACAUGAGGAGCCCGUACCCACCGGUGAAGUGGCUCAUCCUCCGUGCGCCUCUGCUGUUGCUGCCUCUCGCGUUCCUCCUCGACACUUCUCGUGGGAUGCCGCACGUUUUGAGAAUCGGGGGGAUCUUUGAGUCAAUAGAGAGUGGUCCAUCUGGACCGGAGGAGCUGGCCUUUAAAUUCGCUCUGAACACCAUCAACCGAAACCGCACACUACUACCCAACACCACACUCACCUACGACAUCCAGAGAAUCAACGUCUUCGACAGCUUCGAGGCCUCUAGAAGAGCCUGCGACCAACUCUCAUUGGGCGUGGCAGCCAUCUUCGGCCCCUCCCAGAGCUCCUCAGCCAAUGCCGUGCAGUCAAUCUGCAACGCGCUGGGUGUGCCUCACAUCCAGACGCGCUGGAAGCACCAGGUGUCGGACAACAGGGACGCCUUCUACACCAGCCUCUACCCCGACUUCAGCUCCCUCAGCCGAGCAAUCCUUCACCUUGUCAACUUCUUCAAGUGGAGGACCGUCACGGUGGUGUACGACGACAGCACAGGGCUGAUCCGGCUGCAGGAGCUGAUCAAGGCUCCCUCGCGCUACAACAUCCGUCUGAAGAUCCGACAGCUGCCGGCCGAGACCAAGGAUGCCAAGCCACUGCUGAAGGAGAUGAAGAAGGCCAAGGAGUUCCAUGUCAUCUUUGACUGCGGACACGAGAUGGCUGCCUGGAUCCUAAAACAGGCUCUCUCUAUGGGCAUGAUGACAGAAUACUAUCACUUCAUAUUUACCACACUGGACCUGUUUGCUUUGGACAUGGAGCCCUACCGCUACAGCGGCGUGAACAUGACAGGCUUUAGGAUCCUGAACACAGAGAGCACACAGGUCACCUCCAUCAUUGAGAAAUGGUCCAUGGAGAGGCUGCAGGCCCCGCCCAAACCGGACUCAGGACUGCUGGACGGGUUCAUGACGACGGAUGCUGCUCUGAUGUAUGACGCGGUGCACGUGGUUGCCAUGGCAGUGCAGCAGACGCAGCAGAUGACCGUCAGCUCCCUGCAGUGUAACCGCCACAAGCCCUGGCGAUUCGGCAGCCGCUUCAUCAGCCUCAUCAAAGAGGCUCAUUGGGAUGGCCUCACUGGACGGAUCCUCUUCAACAAAACCAACGGCCUCCGCACGGAGUUCGACCUGGAUGUGAUCAGUCUGAAGGAGGAGGGGCUAGAGAAGAUUGGAACGUGGGACCCUCUCAAUGGUUUGAAUAUGACUGAGAGCCACAAGGGCAAAGGCACCAAUAACGUCACCGACUCCCUGGCCAACAGGUCGUUGCGUGUCAUCACCAUCCUGGAGGAGCCGUAUGUCAUGUUUAAGAAGUCAGACAAGCCUCUGUAUGGCAAUGAGCGUUUCGAGGGCUACUGCAUUGACCUUCUGAGGGAGCUGUCCACCAUCUUGGGCUUCCGCUAUGAGAUCCGAUUGGUGGAGGACGGGAUGUAUGGAUCUCUGGAGGAGAGCAGCGGCCAAUGGAAUGGCAUGGUCCGGGAGCUCAUAGAUCAUAAAGUAGACCUGGCAGUGGCCCCUCUGACCAUCAGCUACGUGCGGGAGAAGGUCAUCGACUUCUCCAAGCCCUACAUGACACUGGGGAUAAGUAUUCUCUACCGCAAGCCCAACGGCACCAACCCCGGGGUCUUCUCCUUCCUCAACCCCCUCUCACCCGACAUCUGGCUGUAUAUUCUGCUGGCUUGCUUGGGUGUCAGUUGCGUGCUGUUUGUCAUUGCCAGGUUCAGCCCAUAUGAAUGGUACAACCCUCACCCCUGUAACCCAGACUCUGAUGUGAUGGAGAACAACUUCACUCUGCUCAACAGCUUCUGGUUUGGAGUUGGAGCUCUCAUGAGACAAGGCUCAGAGCUGAUGCCCAAGGCCCUGUCCACGCGGAUCGUCGGUGGCAUCUGGUGGUUCUUCACCCUCAUCAUCAUCUCGUCCUACACGGCCAACCUGGCCGCCUUCCUGACCGUGGAGAGGAUGGAUUCGCCCAUCGACUCUGCCGACGACCUAGCCAAGCAGACCAAGAUCCUCUAUGGCCUGGUGGAGGGAGGAGCCACUAUGACCUUCUUUAAGAAGACAAAGAUCUCCACCUAUGAUAAGAUGUGGGAGUUUAUGAACAGCAGGCGUCAGUCUGUGGUGGUGAAGAGUGUGGAUGACGGCAUCCAUCGUGCGCUCACGUCCGACUACGCCUUCCUCAUGGAGUCCACCACUAUCGAGUUCGUCACACAGCGCAACUGCAACCUCACGCAAAUCGGAGGCCUUAUCGACUCCAAGGCCUAUGGCGUAGGCACGCCCAUGGGCUCUCCGUACCGGGACAAGAUCACCAUUGCCAUCCUGCAGCUGCAGGAGAGGAAGCUGCACAUGAUGAAGGAGAAGUGGUGGCGUGGCAACGGCUGCCCGGAAGAGGAGAGCAAGGAGGCCAGCGCCCUGGGCGUGCAGAACAUCGGCGGCAUCUUCAUCGUGCUCGCCGCGGGCCUCGUGCUGUCCCUCUUCGUCGCCGUCGGCGAGGUGCUCUACAAGUCCAAGCAGAACGCCGACGUCGAGAAGAAGUCCUUCUGCAGCGCCAUGGUGGACGAGAUCCGCACGUCCCUGAAGUGUCAGCGCCGCCUCAAGCAGAAGCCGCCGCCGCCCGUCAUCGUCAAGACGGAGGAGGUCAUCAACAUGCACACCUUCAACGACCGACGCCUGCCCGGCAAGGAGACCAUGGCAUGAAGGACAGCCACUCCCAUUCCUAAUGCCCCUCACCCCCCCACCCCACGGGCCAAUCAAUCUCCCACCUCCCAUAACAACAACCUGGACCUGAC